GGAACUUGAGCAGCUGCUGACGCCUCGAGGAAGCGGCCCACUGGAGCUCUCCGUUGUCUUUCGGGGUCCUUGGAAAGAUAAGAACAGUGUGGCGUGGGCACAGAGAGGAUGGGCAGCGUUAGGUUGGUGCCGCUGGAGAGGACGAUGUCCAGAAAUCGAAGUAGAAAGAACAGUACCAGGAUGAAGACCCACUCAGGAAGCAGAGGGUGCCCAAGGGGAGCGUACGGGGGCUGCAAAGAAAGGAGAGGGCACCGCAAGCUGUGGUCUCCCAGUGAGAGGCCAAUGUGGGGCGAAAGCGCACUAGAUCAGUGUCCAGAAGAGGGUAGUGUAGUGGGGUGACAGGCAGUACCAAGUUCAGUUGGCAGUGCUCUAGGGGAUCAGAGUGUGAGGCUAGUGCCAAGCAGGGCCAAGGGAAGACCGGAGCGGCGAGCAGGUGAAGCCCCAGGGGAGGGCACAACGCGGGCUUUCCUUUCCCUGACAGUGACAUCACGGCAAAUUCCCAAACCGGACGGACCCGGCUCGGGUGACGUCUAGCUGGUCAGAGCCAGCUCGGACCAGCGUGGGGAACCUUGGUGACAGUCUGAGGGGCUGGGCGCUGCGUCCCGCUGGGCGGGCGCUCUGCGGGUGGAGUUCGCCUUCACCAGCCGGCAGCACGGACUGUGCCCUCGGCGGGCACGCGGACCGCAGGGAAGGGCUAGGGCCGGGCUCCUCUGGGCCAAGGAUCAAGGUUCCCGGCUGGGUUAGGCCCCCAAGCUUUCCAAGCUUCGGGAUCCGAGGUCUGAAGAGGGCGCCGUGGAGCCGGGCGCAGCGCGGUACCCGCCGGGGGUGGGGCUUAGUCUGUCCCCGCCUUGGGCGGAGUCACCGCGCUUUGAGACUCGCCCACAAGGUCCGAGCGGCUCCGAGGUGGCUCUUCCCGGCGGAAGUUCAGAAGCCCCGAGGGGGGAGGCAGCGGAAGUGGCUGCCUUGCUGAAGCCUGUGCGCAUGCGCCCUCCGGCUCGCCGCCGCUUUUGGGGCGGUACUCUGCCCUGUCUUCUUUUCUCCACGUGAGGGGUGCGCGAAUUCCCAGUGGUGGCCGCGCGCUCCACACCUCUGCAGCUCUCGUGCCCCUUACCAUGGCGGGCAUCCUGUUCGAGGAUAUUUUUGAUGUGAAGGACAUUGACCCAGAAGGCAAGAAAUUUGACCGAGCACUUGUGCGUCUGUUUCCCAGAGCAAGGCUAGUGGUUGUGGACCUGUUGGAAGAGUUGGUCUCUUGCAUUCGACCCCCACCCUGUCGCCUGUAAUUAUGUCUGUCGCUCUUCCCAGUAUCUCGGCUGCACUGUGAGAGUGAAUCUUUCAAGAUGGACCUCAUCUUAGACGUGAACAUUCAGAUUUACCCCGUGGACUUGGGUGACAAGUUCCGACUGGUCAUAGCUAGUACUUUGUAUGAAGAUGGUACCUUGGAUGAUGGUGAAUAUAACCCCACGGAUGACAGGCCUUCCAGGGCUGACCAGUUUGAGUAUGUCAUGUAUGGGAAAGUGUACAGGAUCGAGGGGGACGAGACCUCAACCGAAGCAGCGACGCGCCUCUCUGCAUAUGUGUCCUAUGGGGGCCUGCUCAUGAGGCUUCAGGGAGAUGCCAACAACCUGCAUGGAUUUGAGGUGGACUCCAGAGUGUAUCUGCUGAUGAAGAAACUGGCGUUCUAAACCUCGUGGGAAACCAGCCUUGCUGCUUAGUCAUGGACUUUGUUCAAACCUGAGAAGAAGCUGGCAGUGUGGCCUGUGAAAGGGACUGGGCUCUGUGUCCACUCGGGGUACAGCUUUAGUUGUCUGAGUUCAAUGGGAAAGUGACUUGUCUGUAAAAGGCCCAGUGGGAAAGCACAGCAUCAAUCUCAAGUUGUGUAUGAUUUUUUUUUUAAUUAAAGUUUACUUUUUCA
Molecule: messenger RNA, 1912 nt
Organism: Mesocricetus auratus (golden hamster)
Lineage: Eukaryota; Metazoa; Chordata; Mammalia; Rodentia; Cricetidae
Gene: Polr2h
Product: RNA polymerase II, I and III subunit H
Exons: 5
Coding region: 1338-1682 (114 amino acids)
Biological process (GO): DNA-templated transcription
Cellular component (GO): RNA polymerase I complex; RNA polymerase II, core complex; RNA polymerase III complex
Molecular function (GO): DNA-directed RNA polymerase activity
Source: RefSeq, a predicted model, not a curated record